UCAUCGCGCACGGACAGCAUGAACAUCUAUUGCAUAGACGUGAGUGUUUACUGGCAGUUUCUUCGUUAUUUUGUGAAAAAUUGUGAUAUUUUUGAUUUCAAUUACACUACAAUGUGAUUGAUUAUUAUUUUUAAACAUGUGAUGAAUUUUCUAAAAUAUUAUUUGUAAAAAAAUUGUUUACACUUUAUAUUUCAAGUUCGAAAACAAUUUGAAUUUGAAAUUUAAAUUUAAAAUUUAUUAUUAUAUUUCAAGUGUUUAAAGAAAAUGUGAUGACGAUUCUUCUAGAUUCUUCAAUGAUUUAUAUCAAUAAAAGUUUCAGAAUUUGGUGAUAAUCACGCUAGAUGAAGAGGACACGUGAACAAGCGCUGUGAAACGAUGCCGUCAUCUAAUCUAACGUGAGCCGCGCCAUUAGAGCGGAUCUUCUUUGUCGAGUUGCGUAACACGCAACGAUAGUGAGAACGUACACAAGAGACGGUGAAACAUAACGAAUGAAGCAUUGGUCUGGCUAGAUCAAGAUCAAACGGCCUGGCGGGAGAUCCUUCUCGAGAUCAUCGGGAAUGACGGCCAUUCGAUUUGGGCCGAUGAAACGACGCCGAGAGGAAGACGUUUCAACGGCGGUACGAGAAUGACAACGACCAGGACGGUGGUCGGGAUCUCGAGGAUCCUGGUCCUCGUUCCUGUCACCGUCUGCGCGACCAUUUCUUACGUCAGUGAACAACCGCCGCGAUGCAGCAACCGAACACCGCCACUUCAGACAUUGGCGAAAUGUAAAUACGACGUUGAUUGUAUGAAGAAUGCUUAUUGCUGGAACCAGGAAGCCUGUUUGUGCAAGGAAAAUUACAUUGUCUAUAAAAAUCGCACGCACGUGGAAUGCCUCAAAGUCGCGAAUUCUAUCGGAGAUCCUUGCGAGGCGGACAUUCAGUGUCGCGUGACCUUCGCUCCUUACUCGGAGUGCCGGCAAAAUAUCUGCCAAUGCUCCGAUGGUUCUCACUACGUGGAGGGAAGGUGUUACGAGUCUGUAGGUCUAGGAGAGCCUUGUCAAACGCACCGGAACUGCUACAUCAGAGACAGUUACUGCGUGACAGGAUAUUGCGCGUGUACUUUGAAGUAUCAUCCUAAUCCUCGCAAUGAUGGUUGCAUACCAAGUAUCGAAUUAGGGGAAAAGUGUUUCAAGGAUUACGAAUGCGUGGCGGAGAAUUCGAGAUGCAUCGAUAUUUGUUCGUGUAAAGUGGAUCAUGUAUUAUCGAAAGAUGGGAAACAAUGCCUGAAAAUUCGCAAUUCUGUGGGGGAACCGUGCCAAGAGGAUUCUCAAUGCCAAUUAGGCAUCAAAGAUUCUGAAUGUGGACCCGAUGGUAAAUGCAGUUGCAUCGAAAAUUUCCAUCAACGAGGCUCCAUAUGUUUCAGAGAUAUGAUGUUGAACGAUCGAUGCCAAAGUCAUAGAGAUUGUGUCACCGUCACUUAUAGGCAUUCCAACAUCACCACAGUGAUGAACGUCGAUUGUAUAGACAGUAUGGAUUCACUUUUUCGCCCGAAAAUUAUAUAUAUAUUUUUCCUGAGAACAUUGUACUUUUUUCAGAUACAUGCGUUUGCGCCAAGGAUUACAUUAUGUCAAAGGAAUUAUACGAUUGCAUCCGAUAUAGCGACAACGGCGCUGAAAGUACAGUAGUUUCUUGGCAACAGAUUUCUCGAAUUCUUCCUUUUAUAUUUUUCACGAGUUUUUCGAUACUUUGAGCAUCGUUUGAGCUU
Apis florea (little honeybee) is the source of this 1746-nucleotide messenger RNA. RefSeq names its product prion-like-(Q/N-rich) domain-bearing protein 25. The record is from RefSeq and is a predicted model, not a curated record. NCBI's taxonomy places the organism in Eukaryota, Metazoa, Arthropoda, Insecta, Hymenoptera, Apidae.